Echinops telfairi (small Madagascar hedgehog) is the source of this 6314-nucleotide messenger RNA. Its product is annotated as mediator of RNA polymerase II transcription subunit 14-like. Gene Ontology annotation, cellular component: mediator complex; core mediator complex. The transcript has a single exon. The coding region runs from base 1 to 4335 and encodes 1444 amino acids. Gene Ontology annotation, molecular function: transcription coregulator activity. The record is from RefSeq and is a predicted model, not a curated record. NCBI's taxonomy places the organism in Eukaryota, Metazoa, Chordata, Mammalia, Afrosoricida, Tenrecidae. Gene Ontology annotation, biological process: regulation of transcription by RNA polymerase II.
AUGGCCCUUGUGCGGCUGGACAACCACUCGCUGGCGCUGCGGGGAGGCCCCGCGUCAGCCCAGGCACCAGCUCCCCCAGGAGUCCCGGCGGCCGCUGCCAGCCCUGGCUACCGGCUCAGCAGCCUCAUCGAAUUGUUGCUCCACCGGACCUACUCGGAGCUCCUGGUGUUGACAGACCUGCUGCCAAGGAAAUCGGAUGUCGAAAGGAAAAUCGAAAUAGUGCAGUUUGCCAGCCGAACACGCCAACUAUUCGUUCGACUACUAGCUGUGGUAAAGUGGGCUACUCAUGCUGGCAAAGUGGGAACGUGUGCGACGAUUUCCAGUUUUUUAGAUCGCCAAGCCAUCCUGUUUGUGGACACAGCUGACCGCCUGGCCUCCUUAGCUCGAGACGCUCUGGUCCAUGCACGCCUGCCCGGCUAUGCCAUCCCCUAUGCCAUCGAUGUACUAACAACCGGCUCUUACCCACGGCUGCCAACCUGCAUUAGGGAGAGGAUUAUUCCUCCCGAUUCAGUCACUAGCAGUGAGAAGCAAACCGCGCUUCAUCAGCUGAACCAGAUUCUAAGACAUCGGCUUGUCACCACGCGUCUCCCUCCUCAGUUAGCAAAUCUGACAGUGGCCAGUGGCCGAGUGAAAUUUCGAGUUGAAGGAGAAUUCGAAGCCACCUUGACUGUGAUGGGCGAUGACCCUGAUGUGCCAUGGUGUCUUCUCAAGCUGGAAAUUCUGGUUAAGGAUAAGGAAACUGGAGAUGGCCGCGCUCUCGUCCAUAGUAUGCAAGUCCACUUUAUCCAUCAGCUGGUGCAGUCCAGGCUCUUUGCUGAUGAGAAUCCUCUUCAGGACAUGUACAACUGUCUGCAUUCGUUCUGCUUGUCACUGCAAUUAGAAGUGCUGCAUUCCCAAACGCUGAUGUUAAUCCGAGAACGGUGGGGAGACCUUGUGCAAGUGGAAAGGUAUAAUGCUGGAAAGCACCUCUCUCUCUCCAUGUGGAACCAACAGAUUCUGGGGAGAAAAACUGGAACAGCAUCUGUUCACAAAGUAACAAUUAAAAUCGACGAGAAUGAUGUCUCUAAGCCUUUACAAAUUUUUCAUGACCCUCCCCUGCCAGCUUCUGAUUCCAAAUUAGUAGAAAGAGCAAUGAAGAUUGAUCACUUAUCUAUCGAAAAACUCCUGAUUGACAGUGUCCAUGCAAGGGCUCAUCAGAAACUCCAGGAGCUAAAGGGUAUUCUGAGGGGCUUCAAUGGCAAUGAAAGCUCUUCCAUAAACACUGCACUUCCAGCCCUUGUAGUUCCCAUCUUGGAGCCCUGCAAUAGUUCGGAGUGUCUCCAUGUUUUUGUUGAUUUGCAUUCUGGAAUAUUCCAAUUGGUGCUUUAUGGACUUGACCAGGCUACUCUAGAUGACAUGGAGAAAUCUGUGAAUGAUCAUGUGAAACAGAUCAUCCCAUGCAUUCAAAAACUUAAGUUUUGGCUUGGACAGCAGCGUUGCAAACAAUCUAUAAAACAUCUGCCUGCCAUCUGCAGUGAAAAGUUGCAGCUUUCCAAUUACUCAACCCAUCCUAUUGGCAAACUUUCUAAGAAUAAGUUGUUUAUUAAACUUACCCGGUUUCCACAAUACUACAUUGUUGUGGAGUUGCUGGAGGUUCCCGAUAAACCCACUGAGCUUGCGUAUAAGUACUACUUCCUAUCUGUGAACGGUACGUACUAUGAGGACACCCCUGUCGCCGCAGUCAUGCUGCAGCAGUUCAAGGAAAACAUCCAGGACAUGGGCAUGCAUGUGAAAGCUGGGAAACCGCUGAGAAGCGGUGCCAAGCGCAAGUUGUCUGGGGAUCCAUGUCCCCUAGAACCCAAGAGGACCCAACGAUCAGGAGAAAUGUGUGCUUUCAAUAAAGUUCUAGCUCACUUGGUUGCUAUGUGCGAUAGGAACAUGCCAUUUGUAGGACUUCAGUUGGAGUUUUCCAGUUUGGAGAUCCCACAUCAAGGAGUGCAGAUGGAAGGAGAUGGCUUCAGUCAUGCAAUCCGCUUAUUAAGAAGUCCUCCAUGUCAGGGGGUAAGUGAGGAAACCCAAAAGACUCUGGACCGCUCACUUCUUGAUUGCACUUUUCGAUUACAAGGUAGAAAUAACCGCACAUGGGUGGUGGAGCUAGUGUUUGCAGAUUGUCCACUUAAUGGCACUUCAACCAGGGAGCAAGAGCCAUCCAGGCAUGUGUAUCUGACCUAUGAAAAUCUGUUGUCUGGACCUGUUGGUGGUCGAAAGGUGGUUGAGAUGUUCCUUAAUGACUGGAAUAGCAUUGCACGAUUAUAUGAGUGUGUGUUGGAAUAUGCACAUUCUCUACCAGAGAUACCUGCUCAUCUAAGUAUUUUCGCGGAAGUCCGUGUUUAUAAUUACCGAAAACUUGUCUUGUGUUAUGGAACCACCAAGGGAAGCUCAAUUAGUAUCCAAUGGAAUUCCAUACAUCAGAAAUUUCACAUUUCAUUAGGAACGAUUGGCCCAAACUCAGGCUGCCGUAACUGCCACAGUACCAUCCUUCAUCAGCUUCAAGAACUGUUCAACAAAACACCAAACGUGGUUCAGUUAGUACAGGUACUGUUUGAUACGCAGGCUCCAUUGAAUGCCAUCAACAAGCUUCCCACCGUGCCCAUGUUAGGCUUGACCCAGAGAACCAACACUGCCUAUCCAUGCUUCUCUAUUCUGCCACAGUCACCCACCCACAUCCGACUGGCCUUCAGGAACAUGUAUUGCAUUGACAUAUACUGCCGGAGUCAAGGCGUUGUGGCAAUUCGGGAUGGUGCCUAUAGUCUUUUGGAUAAUAGCAAAUUAGUUGAAGGUUUUUAUCCUGUGCCAGGAUUAAAGACGUUCCUGAAUAUGUUUGUUGACAGCUAUCAGGAUGCCCGAAGGAGGACUAUGAAUGAAGAUGAUAAUCCCUCUUUUCCUAUAGGAGGAGAAACGAUGGAUGCUUUAAUAUCCCAAUUCCAGCACCAGCCACCACCCCAACAACAGCCAUUUCCGAAGCAACCAGGAUCGUCAAGCACGUAUCCUCUGACUUCCCCUCCUAGAGUUUAUCACAGUGCAGCCAAUCAGGUUCCCUCUCUGAUGCACACACAGUCCCCAGGAAACCUGCAUGCUGCCAGCUCCCCCAGUGGGGCUUUGAGAGCCCCAUCACCAGCAUCAUUUGUUCCAACUCCUCCCCCAUCCUCUCAUGGAAUCUCAGUAGGACCAGGGUCCAGCUUUGCUAGUCCACACAGAGCCCUUGACCCUAGUUCUCCAUACACCGUGGUCUCACCAAGUGAACGAGCGGGGAACUGGCCAUGGUCUCCCCAAGUGUCUGGCCCCUCCCCAGCCACAUGCGUGCUUGGAAUGUCACCAGGUAACCCAUUGCUGCCUUCUCCAGUUCCAGAAGCUCCUCAUUCCCCUCGAGCUGGCACGAGUUCCCAAACAAUGCCAACAAACACGCCUCCACACCGCAAACUCCCCCAGAGCCCCUGGGCAACAUCUAUCUCAACCAUCCUCACGCACAGUGCCUUGAAAAUUUUACUGCUGCCCUCUCCAACACCAGGCCUCAUACCUGGUCUGGCAGGGAGUUACCUGUGUUCGCCACUUGAGAGAUUCCUUGGAUCAGUCAUCAUGAGGCGACUCCUUCAAAGGAUUAUUCAACAAGAAGCGCUACAGCUGAUAAAUUCCAAUGAGCCAGGUGUGAUCAUGUUUACGACUGGUGCACUGAAAUGCAGAGUAGCCCUUAGCCCCCAAACCAGCCAAACACUUCAGCUGAAAGUGAUGCCUGACGAAGCAGGACAGUGGAAGCCAGAUGAGCUUCAAGUUUUGGAGAAAUUCUUUGAAACCAGAGUUGCAGGACCACCAUUUAAAGCCAAUACAUUAAUAGCGUUCACCAAGCUGUUAAGAGCACCUACAUACAUCCUCAGAGACUGUGUGCACAUUAUGACGCUAGAGCUAUUCCCUGACCAGGCAACACAGCUCAAGUGGAACGUUCAAUUUUGCCUGACAAUCCCACCCAGUGCACCUCCCAUAGCCCCUCCGGGGACUCCUGCUGUGGUGCUGAAGUCCAAAGUGCUGUUUUUUCUUCAACUGACGCAGAAAACAUCAGGGCCCCCCCAAGAGCCUGGUAGUAUUAUAGUUCCCAUCAUCUAUGACAUGGCUUCAGGUACCACCCAGCAGGCUGACAUCCCCAGACAGCAGAACUCGUCAGUUACUGCUCACAUGAUGGUCAGCAACAUUCUAAGGAGGUUUGCAGAGAUGAACCCGCUGCAGCAAGGCGAAUGCACAAUUUUUGCAGCUGUUUGUGAUUUAAUGGCUAAUCUUUCACUGCCCCCUGGUAGACGUCCAUAGACACUAUUAUUUUUAAAAACAGGAAGUCUGGCAGAAGAAACAAAUAAAUAAAUGAAUGAAUCUGAACUCAGCCUUCAAUUUCAAAGAGACAAAGGACAUUUUGACUUUUAAAAGCUAAAAAUUAUAAACUGGCAGAAAAAAUUCAGGGUGCACUUCUUUCAUGAAAAAGAUCAUCAGUCUUUUAUAUAGAGUAUUUAAAUAGAACACAUAUAUCAAAUAGAUAGUGUAUCUGUAUCGCCUUGCCAGUAAUAGAUAUAAUAUUCCAUUUUAUACUAUAAAGUUAUGAAAAUGCCAAAGUGGUUUAUUUAAUUGUUUUCUUAUGUUUGGGAUAUAAUAGUCCUUUUUGGUUUUGUUUUGAAGCCAGGUCUGUCAUUUUUGAAUACUGUAAAACUGUGAAAAGUUUGAUAUUGAAGCUGUAUUUUAAUAUGACCAGUUUGAAUCCUCACAUGAAAAUGUUCUUGGAGUUGUUAUAAACAGAUCCCAAAGAAAAAAUAUUUAGUAAACUAGGUUUAAAAAACAGACGCCAACGCCGAUGACAAAAGCCAAGGGCACUCACUACUUUCCUGAGCCUCCCUUCAUCUUUUACCUGGUGGGCCAGCAAUCCAUUUCUAUUUACACAGGUCUGAAAUUUGACCAAAAACACCUGCUGCUUUAUUUCAAGGUAAUUUCUUUUCUUCCAACAUACCUCCCCGACUGCUGGCUGACGUUUGCCACCAUGGUCUUUUCAAUGUAGGAUCUGGGAAAAAGGAGAGCCUCUAGGCUUGGGAAAGAGACAGUCAAUGGUUCCCAUUGAUCAAGAAUCCCACGUAUUAUUGCCAUCAUUCUCAUCAGUUGGAAAUGUGGAAGCUUUUCUGUGAUGAGGCCAGUUCUGUGUACAAGUUGGUUCUGCCUACAGCAUUAAUGCUUCUGCCCUUCCAUGAAAUUUCUGUAAUACUUCCUUUUCUUGCUUAACUUCUCACCCCACCCCCACCCCCACUCUCCUCACCAAAAUUGGAGUUGUUGUGAACAAUCGCAGUUUAAUUUGUUCUCAGCCAAAAAGAGGAAUGCUUUGCUUGCAAAAGACCUGGUCCAGUCCCCUCUUUAUCAAGAUGCCCAAGAGCCAGGGCCGAAGCUGUGCAUGUCUCCAGUGACAUUUCUGGCCCUGACCUAUGUCAGCAGUGUUUCCAUUUGGAGCGUUGUGUUCUCUCUCCCUCUCAGUUAGAGACUGUAGGCUUCAGCUACAUGAUCUGAAGCAAAGAGCGUCUGGGGGUUCGACGUUAUUGGGAAAGUUUGAAAAUGGUAACUUCGUGCUGAGCCAUCUCUCUGGUUGCUGUAACACUGGCUCUCCACUAAAUGUCAGAUGUUUUAUCUAAAUUGACUUGAAGACCAUAAUAGCUUCUGUAACGACCAACCACCACAUUUGAGAAUUGAGCAUCUCGCUGCAGCUAUGUCAUGUCUGUUCUGAACUUUGCUUGGUUCUCCAUUUUCAGCCAGAGUUGAGGCUUUCUUUGCCUGUCUUCUGUGCCUUAUAUCUGCCUUUGUCUCCUGUUCCUCACCGAACUCUGUUACUGUGGAGAGCGGACGGCAAGACUGCCCUCCGUCCUUUAGUUGACCUCGUAGCCUUCUGUUUUCAACUCUUCCUACAAUGGUAUUAACUUCAGGUUGGCAAUCUAAAAUGUCUUUACCAAGGAUCAGCCCUUUUUCUAUUUGGUGUGGAAUCAUUUCAUCUGGGAGCCUACAUGUGUAUGCAAGAUGUGUAUUUUUAUCUGCAGGAUAAAAUUGUUCUUCACAUAAUUCUAUUAAUAGAGUUAACUUUCCGGCUAUCCUCAGUGUGAUUUGGAAAUGUUCAUUGCAUUUUUUUAGAAAAUGAUGCAUUCGAUGGACAUCCCCCCUCCCUUAAUUAUAAAACUCAACAAUGCAUUGUGAAAUCAAAAGUAAGAUAGGAUUCAGUGAAUGGAUUUGCUCUCAAUGCUAAUUAAAAGUAAACCCAUGAAUUUGAA